UGCGUUUCGGGGCAACGUAUCUGAAAGCGGUGCACAUAUAUAAAUAGCUGUGCCGGGAAAAAUCAUAACGACAAGUGGACCAAAAUCGCUAGAGCAACAGAAAUUCAAAAGGCAGAAGAAGGUCGUGAAUCAUUUCAGAUUCAAUUACCAAAACCAAACAUGUUUCCGCUUUCCAACCCUUCUCUUUCUCUGCAAUCUAGCAUCGUCGCACCGAUUCCAGCAAAACCUACCAAACACUCUUCCACUCUCUCCGUCACCAACUCCGCGUCUUCCGGCGAGAGAAUCACCGCAGCUCGCCGGAGAACCAUCUCGCCCUUCGAAGCCAGAAUCUCACUCGUCUUCGCCCUCGCUUCUCAAGCCAACUCUCUCUCCCAGCGACUUCUAGCGGACGUGGCUGGCGAGACUGCGAAAUACGUGUUUCCGAAGAGAUUUGAAAGCCGCACUCUCGAGGAGGCGUUGAUGAGUGUUCCGGACCUUGAGACUGUCCAGUUCAAAGUUCUGAGUAGAAGGGACCAGUAUGAGAUUAGGGAAGUUCAGCCUUACUUUGUGGCAGAGACAACAAUGCCUGGGAAGAGUGGGUUUGAUUUCAAUGGUGCUUCUCGGUCGUUUAAUGUCUUAGCUGAGUACCUUUUCGGUAAGAAUACAAUGACGGAGAAAAUGGAGAUGACUACACCUGUUUAUACAAGUAAAAAUCAACCUGAUGCGAUUAAAAUGGAUAUGACAACUCCUGUGUUAACAACAAAGGUGGAAGAUCAAGAUAAGUGGAAAAUGUCUUUUGUCAUGCCAUCAAAGUAUGGUGCUAACUUGCCACUGCCUAAAGAUUCCUCUGUGAGAAUUAAAGAGGUGCCCAGAAAAAUAGUUGCUGUAGUUUCCUUUUCAGGUUUUGUGAAUGAUGAAGAAGUUAAGCAGCGCGAACUGAAACUACAAGAAGCUUUAAAAAGUGACAGUCAGUUUAAAAUUAAAGAGGGAACUUCAGUAGAAGUUGCACAGUAUAAUCCACCAUUUACUCUUCCAUUUCAACGCCGUAAUGAGAUUGCACUGGAGGUGGAAUGGAAAACUAAGUAAGAAUAAUAUUGGCCAAUUUACAAUCUUGAGAGAAGUCACAUAUGAAUAGAGGAAACUAGAAGACGUGUCAAUAGUAAGAUUUCCCCAUCUUACUUCUUCAGUAAUAUAUACAUACACCUUUUGAUUUUAUUUUCUCUUGUUAUACUUAUUUGGUGGUGUUGAGAUGUGGAAGUUGGUGGAUGGUUUGACAGCUUAGUUGUUUCCCUUUUGUUUGUAGUGCUUCUGAACUUGUGUAAAAUGGAGGAUUAUUCUUCAUUGAAUUUAGUCCUUGUUGUGCUUAUCAGAUAUUAAAAGGGGCAUGUUUUACAAUUUGAAAUAUUGAAUUUCUCCUUCUUGUUUA
Cajanus cajan (pigeon pea) is the source of this 1405-nucleotide messenger RNA. RefSeq names its product SOUL heme-binding family protein. NCBI's taxonomy places the organism in Eukaryota, Viridiplantae, Streptophyta, Magnoliopsida, Fabales, Fabaceae. The record is from RefSeq and is a predicted model, not a curated record.